Messenger RNA from Sporothrix brasiliensis 5110, 1254 nucleotides. RefSeq names its product SH3 domain-containing protein. Gene Ontology annotation, cellular component: actin cortical patch. The transcript is spliced from 4 exons. The record is from RefSeq and is a predicted model, not a curated record. Bases 1 to 1254 code for a protein of 417 amino acids. Lineage: Eukaryota; Fungi; Ascomycota; Sordariomycetes; Ophiostomatales; Ophiostomataceae. Gene Ontology annotation, biological process: actin cortical patch localization; actin filament bundle assembly. Gene Ontology annotation, molecular function: actin filament binding; phosphatidylinositol binding.
AUGGGUAUCAACAACCCCCUCCCGUCGUCGAUGGCCUCGGAGUGCAAGAAGUGCGGAAAGAUUCUGGCUUCGUUUAUUGAUCCUCGCCAGGCCUUUGGCCCCGAAAAAGUCAUCCCUCCCUCGGUUCUGGCCGGCGCAAAGGGUCUUGCGAUCAUCACCGUCUUCAAGGCCGGCUUCCUCGGCUCCGCGCGGUUUGGCAGCGGUCUCGUUAUUUCGCGACUACCCGACGGCAGCUGGAGCGCUCCCAGUGCCAUUGCGACAGGCGGUGCAGGCUUCGGUGGCCAGAUUGGCUUCGAGUUAACAGACUUUGUUUUCAUUCUCAACGACGCAAAAGCCGUCAAGACCUUCUCGCAGGCUGGCUCGCUCACCCUUGGUGGCAACGUAUCGCUUGCCGCCGGCCCCGUUGGUCGCAAUGCCGAGGCUGCUGGCGCCGCCAGUUUGAAGAGUGUCGCCGCGGUCUUCAGUUACUCCAAGACCAAGGGUCUGUUCGCCGGUGUGUCGCUCGAGGGUUCUGCCAUCAUUGAGCGCAAGGAGGCCAACGCCCGUCUCUACGGCCGCCCGGUCAGCGCCAGCGAGCUCCUGUCUGGCUCUGAGCCUGUUCCUCACCAAGCCGCUCCCCUGCUCAACAUUCUAAACUCACGUGCCUUCAACAAUGGCGGCCGCAGUGGCGACGACAUCUACAAUGAUAUCCCCGUCUACGAUGACCAGUACGACAACGGCGGCGGAUACGGCAACAACAACCGCCGGGGCUACGGUGAUGGCCCUGUUCGCGACAGCGGCUACGGCAGCCCAUCUUGGGACCGUGGUGGCGACCGCGAUCGGGACCGGUACGACCGCGACCGUGAUGAUGGCUACGGCCGUAACGGCGGUGGUGGCGGCGGCUACGGUGCACCCCGGCGCUCGGCAACGACCAACUCGUGGCGCGACGACGUAUAUGACGACCCGGGCUCGCGCGGCUUCAACAACAACUCGCGCUCCAACACGUACAACGACAGCAAGCCAGAUUCGCGAUCGGGCCCCGGCCGGCCUGCAGCGCCCAAGCCCAACUUUGCCAGCAAGCAGAACCUACUUAAGAAGAACGAGGCUGUGGCCCUGUUCACGUUCGAGGCAGACCAGCCGGGCGACCUGGCAUUCAAGAAGGGCGAUGUUAUCACGGUGCUGAAGAAGACGGAGAGCGACAACGACUGGUGGACAGGAAUGAUUGGCACAAGACACGGCAUCUUCCCCAGCAACUAUGUUAAAAUGAAGGAGUAA